AUGGCUACCAAUUCAUCCACCGCGGACGAAUCUCACGAUACCCCACGGUUCAAGAGCCCUCAGCUACCUCAAACCCAGUCAGUAUUUUUCACCAAGUUACUACCAGAACUUCGGGAAUAUGUAUACUCCUUCGUAUUUGGAGAACUUCCAAGAAUCAAACCCGAUGAGACGCCUUUAUAUUGGAUAAGCGGAGCGGGUCCAGGUACACCACCACAAUGUUUUCCAGUAGAUGGGUCGACGAUGCUGCUGCAAACCUGUCAGCAAAUGUAUUUCGAGGCAUUUGCAGUUUUCUACAGGAAUACGGUGUUCAAGGUGUUCACGCCCCCGGAGAAUGUUACAAGGUUCCCACCCGCAGCCCUUGAUAAUAUACGUACCAUCUGGAUUGAUAUACGACUUAAUGCCGAGUAUGGCUGUCUAUGCUGUGAUGAUCACGUUGAGGGUUAUUUCGCUGAAAAGAGCUGGGCCAAAGCUGUCGAGCUCUUCAACGAACAACUCCCGGGUCUUAGGCAUUUGCAUAUAAGCAUUAUGCGGCGUAAGGACAGUAGACCAGGGAAUUAUUUCAGGCCUCUUUUAGAAAGAAAACUCUACCCAGCUUUGAUGGGGAUAAGGAAGUUGUCUUGUUUCCAGGUCAUCGCGAAUUUCAAAAACGAGGAGCCGGAGAACGCACCAUUUGAGAUCGUCCCAUUUGAACAUGGGAUUGAAGAUGAGACUGAGGACGAACAGGAACUAUCAGAGGAUACGGAAGAGACUGAGGGAGCAGACGGAGGUGAGGACGAUGAUGAUGCUGAGUACUCUAGCCCGGGCGAGGACGAGGGUUACGAUGAAGUUUUUGGAUGGAGAGUCGCCUUUCACUGA
Messenger RNA from Nannizzia gypsea CBS 118893, 855 nucleotides. RefSeq lists its product as hypothetical. Bases 1 to 855 code for a protein of 284 amino acids. The transcript is spliced from 2 exons. The record is from RefSeq and is a predicted model, not a curated record. Lineage: Eukaryota; Fungi; Ascomycota; Eurotiomycetes; Onygenales; Arthrodermataceae.